CCUGAUUCGACUCCAAUAUUGACUACAGCGCGACAGAUCAUCGGAACCCAUUUCCAUCAUUAGGAACAUGUCGAUGAACAACACCUCUUCUUCUUCUUCCUCCUCAUGCAACAAUUUUCAAUCGACCCGUCUGAAUGGUGGUGGUCAUGUUGACUUGGCCUGUUCUCAAUCUACAUCUGCAGUGCAAGAAGUCUCUGGGCAAGGACAACAACCUCAACAACCUCAACAACCUCAACCACCACCACCACCAAAACGAAAAAACAAUCCAUCGAUUCGACCUCUACCUGCAGAUAAAGCUUCGAAUGACCGUGGGACGCGGUAUCCUAUCGGACUGCGUGCACAGGCUCUCACUCUUCACUCCAUUGGUUUUCACGCUCAUGACGUCUCUCGCAUAUCCGGAAUUCCAAUACGCACUGUCUACGGUAUUGUGAAAAAGGCCAGGGAACGAGGAUACGAUCCGCGGGUUGAUCCCCGAAUCCUCGAUUAUUAUGUCAUUGACGGAUUCAAGGCCGGCAGACCAAAGAAGAACAAGGGGGCUGAUGAAAGCGAUUCCUCUAGAACUGUGUCUACACAGCCCUGCGAGGAUGUAGAGCCACAUACAGAUCAAAUGAUUUGA
Messenger RNA from Exophiala oligosperma, 616 nucleotides. RefSeq lists its product as uncharacterized. The transcript has a single exon. Bases 68 to 616 code for a protein of 182 amino acids. NCBI's taxonomy places the organism in Eukaryota, Fungi, Ascomycota, Eurotiomycetes, Chaetothyriales, Herpotrichiellaceae. The record is from RefSeq and is a predicted model, not a curated record.